This is a messenger RNA of Corylus avellana, 2129 nucleotides long. Lineage: Eukaryota; Viridiplantae; Streptophyta; Magnoliopsida; Fagales; Betulaceae. The record is from RefSeq and is a predicted model, not a curated record.
AUGGCACGGUGCAUGCCAAGACAUUGCCUUUUCUCCAUAUGGGGAUUUCUGGAAGCAAAUGAGAAAAGUUUGCGUUUUGAAAAUCUUAAGUGCCAAGAGGGUCCAGAUCAUUCUCUACUCUUAGAGAAGAAGAGAGCAGCAUUCGGUAGCAAAUGCAAAGACCAAGAUGAAUUUCUAUCAUUGACCAAGGAAUUUAUAUCCUUGUCAGGACGCUUUGAUCAGUUAGCUGAUUUCUUCCCUUCACAUAAAUGUGUUCAUUUUAUUAGCAGGUUGAAAGCAAAACUAGUGAAGAUUCAUAGGAAGAUCGACAAGAUCCUGGAGAAUAUCAUCCAUGAGCAUAGGGAGAAAAAGAUGAGUGCAUCAAAUAGCAAGUCUGAAAUAGAGCGGGAAGAUUUUGUUGACGUCCUUCUACGCCUUCAACAAAGUGUGUCACUUGUUUCUAUCCAUUCUUUGAUGGCGCUCCAAUAUUCCUUAGCUAUCACCACUUUCCUUCUUCUCCUCUCUUUGGCCUGGCUGUUAAAGUUAUGGAAAAGAUCCAAAGUUGAGAAAUUGCCUCCAGGGCCAUGGAAGUUACCUAUUAUAGGAAACUUGCACAACUUGGUAGGUAAGUCACUACCACACCAUGCUUUAAGAGAUCUAGCCUUGAAGCAUGGACCCCUCAUGCACCUAAAAUUGGGUGAAGUUUCUACGCUUUUUGUGUCAUCCCCCAAGAUGGCCAGCGAGCUCAUGAAAACCCAUGACCUUGCCUUUGUGCAAAGGCCACUACUUCUUGCCCCUAAAAUUAUAAGCAAUGGUGGCACUGACAUUGCCUUUUCUCCAUAUGGAGAGUUCUGGAGACAGAUGAGAAAAGUUUGCGUUUUGGAACUCUUAAGUGCCAAGAGGGUCCAGUCCUUCUCUUCUAUUAGAGAAGAAGAGGUUCACAAUCUCAUUGACUCCAUCCACUCAUCUUCAGGAUCUGUAAUCGACUUCAGUGAACGCAUUUUCAAUUCCACCACAACUGUUUUAUGUAGAGCAGCAUUCGGCAGUAAAUGCGAAGACCAAGAUGAAUUUCUAUCAUUGACCAAGAAAACAGUAGCCUACGCAGGAGGCUUUGAGUUGGCUGAUUUGUACCCUUCACAUAAAUUUGUUCAUUUGAUUAGUCGGACGAAAUCUAAGCUACAGAAGAUUCAUGCGAAGAUGGACAAGAUCCUAGAGAACAUCAUCCGUGAGCACAGGGAGAACCGGAUGAGUACUUCAUCAGCAAAGACGGAAGAUCUUGUUGACGUCCUUUUAGGCCUUCAGCAGAGUGAUAAACUGGAGUUGCCAAUCACGACCAACAACAUCAAGGGCGUCAUUUUUGACAUAUUUACAGGUGGAACUGAUACUUCAUCAACCGCCGUAGUGUGGGCUAUGUCAGAAAUAAUGAGAAACCCUAGAGUGCUGGAGAAGGUACAAGCUGAGAUAAGACAAGCCUUCAAAGGGAAGAUACAAAUCCAGGAGAAAGACUUUCAGAAUCUAAGUUACUUGAAGUCGGUGAUCAAAGAAACUCUGAGGUUACACCCUCCUGCUCCUUUGUUAAUGCCAAGAGAAUGUAGAGAGGCAUGUGAAAUUGAUGGAUAUGAGAUACCUGUCAAAACCCAAGUCUUCGUAAAUGCAUGGGCCAUUGGAAGAGAUCCUGCAUACUGGCAUGAUGCAGAGAGUUUUAUACCAGAGAGAUUUGAGAGUAGUUCAAUUGACUAUAAAGGGACUAACUUUGAAUUUAUCCCUUUUGGGGCAGGAAGGAGGAUGUGCCCAGGAAUUUUAUUUGGUAUAGCCAAUGUUGAACUUCCUCUUGCUCAACUAUUAUACUGGUUUGAUUGGGAACUCCCAGACAAGAUGAAACCAGAGGAUCUAGACAUGACUGAAACCUUUGGUGGUGUUGUCGCAAGGAAAAACCACUUGCAUUUGAUUCCCACUUCUUUUAGUCCUUCACUUGCCCUUUAAGGCAUGAUCAGAUAUUAACCAGCUCAUUUAGCAAGAAGAAUAAAGACAGUCUAUUUUGGUGAGAAGUAUGCUUAGUUGGCAAGAAUAAAGUAUUUUUCCAUUAAAUAAUUAUGUAAUCUCUAAUUAGGAAAAAUAUAUAUAGGGAGCAUAUCCUUCUUCUCCAUGCA